AUGAAUAUCAAUACUUCUAUUGCUAUACAAGCAGUACUGCUUGUUUUGGCAUUAGUUGUUCUUAUUCUACGAACCUGGGCGCAUUACCUCCUAAAGCAGAACCUCCUCAACCUGUCUGACGUUUUUGCAUGGCUAGGAUGGGUCUUCAGCUUGGGAUGGUUUAUCUGCUCGACUCUCGCGCUCCAAAUCCUCAUCGACAACCCUGCAAUCGGAUCCGAGCUCGUGGUCAAUAAUGUUGAGUACUUGAAAACCGUGCUAGUGGCUGAGUACUUCUUUGACACGGGUAUCUACUUUCCCAAGAUAUCCAUUGUUCUCUUCUACUGGACGUUAAUUCCCAGGGUUCUGGAAACCUUGAGAAGAGUGUUACUCGGAAUCUCGAUUUAUCUCGGUUGCGCUCUGCUCGCAUCGGUGCUCACCAAUACGCUCAUAUGCCUGCCUUUCUCCGAUAACUGGUCCAUCGAAAAUCAACUCAAGUCAGCUUGGAAUUCGUACCCUUCCUUCUGUAUUCAGUGGGCUCUCAACUUUUCCACGGACUUGCUCAUAUUUGUCUAUCCAUUCUUCCUCCUCAAACACUUGAGAUUGCGAAAGGAACAAAAGAUUGGCCUCAUUGGCGUCUUUUCCCUGGGAACAAUCACAUUGAUGGUCAGCCUCUCACGAUUCAUCGCAUACAAUGUUACCGACUUUGAGCUUGAGGACGAAUCCGGCAACACCUUAACUCUCGCCGAAAUGAGUACCGCCGUCAUCGUCGUUUGUCUCCCGGGCCUCCGAACAUUCCUCGUACGAUCGAAAAAGUCGACAAAUCGCUCGUCCUCACACCAGCUCAGCGGCUAUGGCAACCACACAAGGAUCGGCGUAGGACAAACAUCCAAGACCGGCGCACAUAAAGGGCAAGGGCCGCCAUCAUCUUACGCAAAAUGGGGCGUGAGAGAUGAUGAGAUCGAGUUGGUAACUCACAUACGCGUUUCCCACGAACUGGCGAAUCCCGACGCCUACAGCGCGAGCGAACAAAGUGCGACGAGUCGAAAUUUAGGGUUAUAA
Molecule: messenger RNA, 1038 nt
Organism: Fusarium fujikuroi IMI 58289
Lineage: Eukaryota; Fungi; Ascomycota; Sordariomycetes; Hypocreales; Nectriaceae
Exons: 6
Coding region: 1-1038 (345 amino acids)
Source: RefSeq, a predicted model, not a curated record